Messenger RNA from Funneliformis geosporum, 399 nucleotides. The record is from the annotation of a GenBank genome assembly. Lineage: Eukaryota; Fungi; Glomeromycota; Glomeromycetes; Glomerales; Glomeraceae.
AUGUGUAAUAAUUGUAAAAAUCGAAUUGCUUACAAACCAAAAUUACUUGAUGGUAAAGAAGAGAUUAAAAAAUUAUUAGAAGUGGUAAAAUACCUUACACAAGAAAGAGAGGAACAAAUUUAUCCAGAUGAUGUAGUAGACAUAUUUAGAGGUGGUAAAACUGCAAAAAUAAAGCAAAAAAAAUGGGAUAGUUUGCCGGUAUAUCCAACUGAAAAAAGAAAGAUAUUAAAAACGAAAGAAUUAGUUCAAUUUGCUUUAAUAGAUUUGGUAAUUCGUGGACUAGUUCAAGAAAAAAUCAUAUUGCGAAAAACAUUUGAAAGUAGUAAAAUUUUAUCCAGCAAUAUUAUUAUAACAGGUGUAGCAUCCAGUACACAAGCAAAUGCUAAUAUGCAAACAUAG